AUGCAACCCUCCGCUGAGGCUGGGCUGCCUUUGCCCACAUACUGCAGUGUGGCCAGGACGCUGAAGGCCACUCCGCCCUGGGACCUCUCCUUCAGCUGCCCCUUGGCCCUGCGAGCGCCCUGCCUCCCCAGGCACUACACGCUCACAAGGAAUGAUUCUUAUCACCCUGGUCUCCACGCUGCUGACUCGGCAUGGCAGGGGCUCAGCCAGCCAGGAGAAGCUGGAGAUGCUGCUGGAAACUGGGUCCUGGCAAGAAGGAACCCAGAUGGCUUUUAUUACCUGGCUCAGAUAAAAGCCACUCCAGAGGUAGAGAGGCGAGGGGGCCUGGUUGUGAAAUUUGAGGCUCCCCUUGCCACAGGCCCAAAGCUGCCAGCCCAGUGGCAUAGUAUAGUGUUAGAAGAAGAUGUCAUUCGGUUCUCACCAUCUGUGGCAUACUCACUGCAACCCGGGGACAAAGUGCUGGCUCCCUGGGGACCGGACCGACAGCAGUAUGGCCCUGGCACUGUUCUCUCAGGCUUGGAGAGGAGAGGAGACUCACAGAGAGCACCAAAGGAAGAAGAAAUCACCGUUUACUUCUGGAAUGGCGUGACAGCUCAAGUGCCUCUAGCUGGGGUCAAGCGGGUGCCCCUCGCGGUCUGGAGGAGGGCUGUGGACAGGCUGCAGAAGCCUUGCAUGCAGGAGCACCCCGAACCCCUCUGGCCCCCUUGCUGCUCCCUGCUGAGGCCGGUCCCUGGAUGCCCCACCAAGGGGCCUCCUGCGGACCCUCCGUUUCUGUGCCCUUCAUGCCACCCCCAUGCCUGCUGCCAGCGGCUGUACCAGCGUUGCCUUUGCCGGUGCCCCCUGGCAGGCCCUACCUGGUGGCCUCUAACUAGGACGCCAGCGUUCACAGCUAGAGAAGUCCCAGACUCAGAACGGGAGCCCAAGGCACAGCUCCUGCCCCUAGAGGGUCCCAACGAUGAGGCAAGAGCAGAGUACUCUCCCAUGGCUGUCCCUUCCUUGUCCUCUUCUUCCGGGGAGGAAGAGGAUUCUGAGAAUAAUCUGGAGACGGGCCUUCCCCAGAGACCCAUGGUGGACAGAGCAGUCAACACUGACCCUGUCCUUCCCGUGAAGCCUGUGAGGCAGCGUGGCCCCUGCCCGCCCCCGUGGAGGUAUUGGAGAAGAACUGGGCCUGAGCCACGUUCGGGGGAAGCCAGGAACAAGAUGUUCUAACAUCUGAAAAGAAGAGAAGCACAAAAAGGAGAGAGUACUAACUGUGGUAGUGGGAGCUACACGAGCUAGUCCUGAAAGCAACUGUGUGAAGCCACGAGGAAGUUGAACAUCGAAAGUAAGAGGGGGGAAGCAUCAGAGGGAUGAGAUUUCCCCUUACACUAAAACCCCUGUAGA
Molecule: messenger RNA, 1383 nt
Organism: Perognathus longimembris pacificus (Pacific pocket mouse)
Lineage: Eukaryota; Metazoa; Chordata; Mammalia; Rodentia; Heteromyidae
Gene: C13H11orf16
Product: chromosome 13 C11orf16 homolog
Exons: 5
Coding region: 1-1209 (402 amino acids)
Source: RefSeq, a predicted model, not a curated record